Messenger RNA from Magnolia sinica, 597 nucleotides. RefSeq names its product ethylene-responsive transcription factor ERF024-like. The record is from RefSeq and is a predicted model, not a curated record. Lineage: Eukaryota; Viridiplantae; Streptophyta; Magnoliopsida; Magnoliales; Magnoliaceae. Gene Ontology annotation, biological process: regulation of DNA-templated transcription. The transcript has a single exon. The coding region runs from base 1 to 597 and encodes 198 amino acids. Gene Ontology annotation, molecular function: DNA binding; DNA-binding transcription factor activity.
AUGCAUUACUCUCAGUCCACCAACACAUUAGAUUCCGGAAGCAGCAGCAGCAGCGGUACUGCUGCUGCUGCUCAGGAAGGCCGCCCACUGGCAAGCCGCCAUUCCUUCCGUGGGGUCCGCCGCCGUGGUGGCAGAUGGGUAUCUGAGAUCCGCGAGCCCAAGAAGCCGAACCGCAUCUGGCUUGGUUCCUUCCCGUUGCCGGAGAUGGCUGCGGUUGCCUAUGAUGUUGCUGCCCUGGCGCUUAAGGGUAGUGAUGCUGAGCUCAAUUUCCCGGGGUCUGCCUCAAGACUGCCAGUCCCUGCAUCCACCUCCCCCCGGGACAUCCAGGCAGCUGCCGCUGCAGCCGCUGCAGCAGCUUCUCUUUAUAUGCUUGGAACCGGCAACAGCAGUGAAAAUAAUGCCAUAGUCUCACAACCACCACCCCCAGUUUCGAAUUCGAAUGCAGAUUUCAUCGAUGAGGACCUUCUCUUCGACAUGCCAAAUCUUCUUAUAAACAUGGCUGAAGGAAUGUUGCUUAGCCCUCCCCGAAUGGAUGGCAGCGGUGAUGACGUCGGUGACGACAAUGCCGGUGACCAGAAUCUCUGGAGUUAUACUUAA